AUGAGGCCUCUGCCAUCAACGAUCACCAACUCGUCGAGUCGAGAUCAGAACCAUGACAACUGCGACACACUCUCGCAACCAACACCAGUAGCCUCAAUGGAUUGCUUUAUUACCACAGAAUCCAGUUUAACGGAUAACGAUUCUACCCAGGGCCGGGCUGAAGUCAUUCCUACCGUCCAUCAAUAUACAUACACACAGAAACCAACCACCAACCACAAUAUGUACGAGCCCGACUGUCCCUGGUUGUUGCCUCAGCCCGCCCCAGUUCCAUCAUCUGCGGCAUCUUCAAAUGCUGGGCAAGGCAGGUCAUUGCCUCCGACGUCGGUAUUCGCCAGUAGCCAUGGCCCGGGCUCGGCAAACAGCAUUCCCUCGUCACCUGGAAAUCUAUCAAGCGUCGCCAUGUCGGAAGAUGGUCACAGUCUGUCCGCCAGUCUCUCUGAACUUCCCUCAAGUCACUCACCAGUCAUGGGUACUUCACCAAUUUUGCCGAGGGGCCUCACACCACAGCUUGUGAUGCCUAGCUUGACUGUUCCUCAACGUCGCCCCUUCUCGGAAAUUGGGAAAUCGCUGGGGAAACUGAAGGUCCUUGUGACGGGACGUCGCGGCAUCGGAAAGACAUCUCUCAUCCUCGCUAUAGCCCAAUCGUCGGCACACAUCGUUCACAUGGAUACGGUCGUUACAACUUCGAAUAACAUGGCCACUGAUGUAUAUGCGAGCACCCGCCCAAAGCCCUGGUGGAGAACAGAUCUAGAUCAUGACCUCUCCAGGAGAAGGCGGUCGUCAACUUCAGACCAAGUUUUGGAUAGAAAUAUAUGUUUUGUGGACUGCCCAGUUUACGGAAAUGAUGUUCAGGGAUCAUCGCCUGCCGUCGAUUACGUCGAGUCUCGGCUCGCUGAGUUGGCCCACAAGUCUAUAAACGACCCAGAUCUCCGCGCCCUAUUAAGUGGAGGGGCAGAGUCGAAUGUUGAUGUGGUUCUCUAUCUUCUCCCACAUUCGGGUCCCACCAGCGACGACAUACGAUGUAUGAGAGAUUUACAAAAUGCCACAAAUGUUAUUCCACUGCUAGCGCGUGCGGAUGAACUCUCUCUCGAAGAGCGUCUUUCAGCAAAGAACCGCACUUUGCGUGGCAUCGAUUCCGCAGGUCUGGAUUGUUUCUUCUUCACUGCCCCGGGAGGAGCGCAGGAUCACCCUCAUAUUUAUGCAAUCUCUAGUGCGACUCAAGCAGACGCUGAAAUCAUCGACGCCAGUAUUCUCAUGAGUUCGGACUAUCUUCCACCUUUGGUUUCAACUGACCUUGGUAACCUGGUCAAGAACUUGUUGUCUGUGGAAGGGAGCACUUGGCUUCGCCAUUCUGCAGCCUGCAAGGGCAUCAAGUGGAUGCGGCAACAAAGACAUCGAGGCAGUUUACUGCCAUCCGCGCUCACUUGUACGAAGUUGUCCCCUUUUUUUGGCCUUCCCCAAGUCCAAUUUACAAACCAAACCCCCAAUCAACGAGACCGGGGCCGAAUCGAAGUGGCAAGCUGGGCUGAGGGGCUACGACAGAGUUUGGUCGCAGAGAGGUUACGACAACAGAUUACGCAAAGCAUGUCUCUAACCCGAAAACAGCUGGCUGUGACGAGACGUAGUCGAUCAUCUUCCAAGCCUUCACGGACCGUGGCUCCUUCAGUGACUACGGCCCAUCAAGAUCCUCUCGGCCUGUUAGAGAUAGCGAGCCAACUACAAACUGGUGGCAAGUUGACAUUGGAAUUGAUUAGCAGCUUCGGAAUUCUUGGCUGUGUUGCAGCUUGGGUCAUUCGGCCGGAACUGAUGCAUCAAUGGGAUAUCAAAUUCCCCCCCUGCCUGUGUUUGGCCUGA
This is a messenger RNA of Metarhizium brunneum ARSEF 3297, 1854 nucleotides long. It is a transcript of the gene DML1, whose product is annotated as Protein DML1. The record is from RefSeq and is a predicted model, not a curated record. Gene Ontology annotation, biological process: mitochondrion organization. Gene Ontology annotation, cellular component: cytoplasm; mitochondrion. NCBI's taxonomy places the organism in Eukaryota, Fungi, Ascomycota, Sordariomycetes, Hypocreales, Clavicipitaceae. Gene Ontology annotation, molecular function: GTP binding.